AACUGCAGAUUAAAAAAAAAAAAAAAAAAGACAAAACCCUAAAACCCUCUUCUUCACAUCGUUUCCAAACCUCUCUCUCUCUCUCUCCUCCAUCAGCAACCAUGGUGGAGCUAAAACUGUCAGAAGCAGGGUCAGGGGCAGAAGAGAGUGAAUUCUCAGAAAAUGAGCAGGAGAUAGCUAAUACAAGCGGCGGUGAUGAUGUCUCAACUGGUGGUGUCGAACAUGCUCCGCAAGAUCAGGGUGUUACUGAAAAUGGUAAUUUUCACCAAGAAGAGGAUCAAAACGAGAGCGAUGAAGACCGUCAUGGAGUCGAAGAGAGUGAUUCGUCAGAGGAUGAGGUUGCUCCUCUUAAUACGGUAGGGGAAGUUCCCCUGGUAUGGUACAAGGAUGAGGAACAUAUUGGGUAUGACAUCACUGGGAAGAAGAUCAAGAAAAAGGAGAGACAAGAUAAGCUUGAUUCAUUUCUCGCCAGUGCUGAUGACUCCAAAAAUUGGCGCAAAAUCUAUGAUGAGUAUAAUGACGAGGAAGUGGAGUUGACACCACAUGAGACUAAACUUAUACGUAAAUUGCUGAAAGGACAGGCACCACAUGCUAACUUUGAUCCAUACGCGCCUUAUGUUGAUUGGUUUGCCUGGGAAGAUUCAAAGCAUCCACUUUCAAGUGCCCCAGAACCUAAGAGGAGGUUUAUUCCUUCCAAGUGGGAGACUAAAAAGGUUGUCCAGUAUGUGAGGGCAAUUCGGAAGGGAUUAAUAAAAUUUGACAAACCAAAAGAAGAACCAAGGGUCUAUCACUUGUGGGGAGAUGAUUCAAGCUCAAAAGAAAAGGCUGCUCAUGGAUUAGCUUAUAUUCCCGCACCAAAGCCUAAGUUGCCAGGGCAUGACGAAUCCUAUAAUCCUUCUUUGGAAUAUAUUCCAACCCAAGAAGAGAUUAAUUCUUAUCAGCUUAUGUUUGAAGAGGACCGACCUAAAUUUAUUCCCAAAAGGUUUACGUCUUUGAGAAGUGUCCCAGCAUAUGAGAAAGCUGUCAGUGAAUCUUUUGAGCGUUGUUUGGAUUUAUAUUUGUGCCCUAGAGCACGGAAAAAGCGUAUUAAUAUUGAUCCUGAGUCUUUAAAGCCCAAGUUACCAAGUCGCAAAAACCUUAAGCCUUAUCCAACAACAUGUUAUCUUGAGUAUAGAGGUCACAAGGGUGCAGUUCUGUCAAUUUCGACUGAAGCUUCGGGCGAGUGGAUUGCUUCUGGUUCAAAUGAUGGAACUGUGCGUGUAUGGGAGGUUGAAACUGGAAGAUGUCUUAGAAUCUGGGAACUUGGAGAAGCUGUCCAGCAUGUGGCAUGGAAUCCCUCAUCUGACCUUCCUAUCUUGGCAGUUUCUGCGGGACAAGAUGUUUUUAUUUUAAACACUGGGUUUGGUAAAGAAGAAGAUCAGAAAAGGGUCAAAGAACUUCUUCAUGUUGAGACACACCCAGAACCUGAUGACUCUAGUAAUACGGCAUCUAUCGUGGGCUGGGCUCAAGAUGCUAGACAUGAGGGAGUUAGGUUAAAGCACUUUAAGACUGUGUCUUCAGUGGAAUGGCAUCGCAAAGGAGACUACUUCUCUACAGUUAUGCCUACUGAUAUCCUUUUGGCAAUUAUUUUGGGAUCUAUCUUGAUACACCAGCUCUCGAAGAAAGUUACGCAAAGAAUUCCCUUCAAGUUGCAUGGGCUUCCAGUGUCAUCAACCUUCCAUCCAACCCGUUCUGUGUUUUUUGUUUCCACAAAGAAAAAUGUUCGUGUUUAUGAUCUGUUGAAGCAAAAGCUUGUUAAGAAGCUUGAGACUGGGUUCCGCGAAGUCUCCUCCAUUGCAAUUCAUCCUGGUGGUGAUAAUGUUAUUGUUGGGAGCAAAGAUGGAAAAAUGGCUUGGUUUGACAUGGACCUCUCAUCUCAACCUUAUCGAGUUCUGAAAUGUCACCCGAAGGACAUUACCAGUGUGGCCUUCCAUCGUUCAUACCCUCUAUUUGCUUCAUGCUCCGAUGAUUGUACAGCGUAUGUUUUCCAUGGCAUGGUUUAUUCGGAUUUGAAUCAGAACCCCCUUAUUGUUCCAUUGGAAAUACUCCGAGGGCAUACAAGUGCAAAUGGAAGAGGAGUAAUGGACUGUAAAUUCCACCCCAGGCAGCCGUGGUUGUUCACUGCAGGUGCUGAUUCAGUGAUCAGACUUUUCUGUCAUUGAAGCAGUGUGAGCCUCCCGGUUUCUAACAUUAUUGUGGAUGAAAAAGCAUUAAACUUCAUCUAGACCGGUUGAUGGAUGAAUCUCAAUGGGAAUAUUAGGCGGCGGAAAUAUGUAUCUGAUGUUACAUUCAGUUAUUAUUUGUUGCGGGGGUGACAAAUCAGUGGUCAUUAAAUUUUGUACGGUGCUUUUUUUUUUUCCCCCCCCCCCCCCCGUGUGUUUUAUUGAAUAGGCUGAAUUCUAUGCACCAAAAUGUAAUGUAAGGUUCCGUUCACAUAUUUUUGUCCCCUUUUUGGGAAAUUGAGAAAUCAGGUCGGUUAAUUCAGAAUGAAAAAGAGCUCUGCUCUUGCACGUUUUAUGAUUGAAUUCAAUUUCUUCAAUGUAGCAUGCUGGUUUAUUAUGGGAAA
Rhododendron vialii is the source of this 2605-nucleotide messenger RNA. Its product is annotated as ribosome biogenesis protein BOP1 homolog. Gene Ontology annotation, cellular component: preribosome, large subunit precursor; PeBoW complex. The record is from RefSeq and is a predicted model, not a curated record. Lineage: Eukaryota; Viridiplantae; Streptophyta; Magnoliopsida; Ericales; Ericaceae. Gene Ontology annotation, biological process: maturation of LSU-rRNA from tricistronic rRNA transcript (SSU-rRNA, 5.8S rRNA, LSU-rRNA); ribosome biogenesis. Bases 102 to 2201 code for a protein of 699 amino acids. The transcript has 18 exons. Gene Ontology annotation, molecular function: ribonucleoprotein complex binding; protein binding.